AUGUCUCUGACAAUGCAGCUCUUGAUCCUUGUCCUGCUUCCCGUGGCCUUUCUCCUUCCCACUGGGUCUCAGGCUGGUGAGAUCAUUGGGGGCCAGGAAGUCAAGCCCCACUCCAGACCCUACAUGGCCUAUCUGGAAAUAGAACGCAAAGGGAAGACCUAUAUCUGUGGAGGGUUCCUGGUGGCGGAGAACUUCGUGCUGACGGCCGCUCACUGCAAUGGAGAUAAGAUCACUGUCAAGCUGGGAGCCCAUAACAUUAGAAAACAGGAACGGAGCCAACAGAAAAUCUCCGUGCACCACCGGAUCCCCCACCCGCAGUACAAGGAGACAACCCUGAACAAUGACAUCAUGCUGCUGCAGCUGGCAGACAGAGCGAAGCUGAACAGAUGGGUGGAUACCAUCGCUCUGCCCCGCGCCAGCGAGAGAGUAAAGCCAGGGGACAUGUGCAGCGUCGCCGGCUGGGGCGACACCAGCACAGAGAGUGAAUCAUCCCCCGCCACUCUCCAGGAGGCGGACGUGGUGGUGAUGCCGGAUCCCGCAUGUCCGAGGAAGCCUAAUGGGCCAUACAGCAACUAUAAAUCAUCCACCAUGAUGUGUGUGGGGGAUCCAAAGACGCGCAAAGACUCUUGGAAGGGCGAUUCUGGAGGCCCCCUGGUGUGCAGGAAAACAGCCCAGGGCAUCGUCUCCUGGGGGCCACCCACCCCUCCUGGGGUGUACACAAAAGUCUCCACCUUCAUCCCCUGGAUACAGGCGACAAUGAGGAGGCUGCAGCCCUGAGCCAAGCCGGGAAUAGCUGCAGGGGCCGGAGCUGCGUCACUUCUGUGCUUUGCUGAUGCCCAGAUGUAGGGCCUGCUUUGCAGAUUGGCUGAGCCCCCCUCUCUCCAAGAUACCCCCCCUCCAUUGCUCCACUCAGGCUGUGCCCAGCCCA
Messenger RNA from Terrapene triunguis (Three-toed box turtle), 928 nucleotides. RefSeq names its product mast cell protease 1A-like. Gene Ontology annotation, molecular function: serine-type endopeptidase activity. The record is from RefSeq and is a predicted model, not a curated record. Gene Ontology annotation, biological process: proteolysis. Bases 1 to 777 code for a protein of 258 amino acids. Gene Ontology annotation, cellular component: intracellular membrane-bounded organelle; cytoplasm. Lineage: Eukaryota; Metazoa; Chordata; Testudines; Emydidae. The transcript is spliced from 5 exons.